This is a messenger RNA of Clupea harengus (Atlantic herring), 3920 nucleotides long. RefSeq lists its product as uncharacterized. NCBI's taxonomy places the organism in Eukaryota, Metazoa, Chordata, Actinopteri, Clupeiformes, Clupeidae. The record is from RefSeq and is a predicted model, not a curated record.
UGUGAUAGCGACCUGUAACCAUAUGAAGGGACAACAAGUGUGACGGUGAACGCUCAUUGGCCCUCCAAGGGGACAGGGUGUGACCGACUCUCCGGAUUGGCUGCAGGACAACACAGCGUCUUACCUGGGAAUAGAUCGUAGCUGCGUCUUCUGGAGCUGGGAGAAUUAAUUUGCGUUGGAUGAAUAGAGGAAAUAAGCGGUGGAAUUCUUGCAGUUUCAUGAUAAUUGUUUCGGAAGAGGAGCACAGCGUAUCAGAAGAACAGGUCCGUAAGAGAAGUGGUCCUGGCACCUAAUUGGUCCUCUGUAGUGGGUCCUGCUUCCUGACUGGCCCUCUGCAGUAGGUCCCGCUUCCUGAUUGGUCCUCUGUAGUGGGUCCCGCUUCCUGAUUGGUCCUCUGCAGCAGGCACCAGUAAAGUCUGCCAUUCUGUGCCAUGCCUAAAAGUGACACCUGGCCAGGUGGUGUUGCCAUGGAAACAGCUAUCUCUAAAGAGAGCGCAGGGAGCUGUGACAGUGUGGUCAGCAUGACUUCAAACCUUAGUGAUGACAGUCUGGAGUUCUUUGCGCCUGACAUUAGGGCUAGCCUGAUGUUUCUGGAAGAGACCCUCGAGUCUCUGGAGCUGGAGGUGGAGGAUGACAGUGGCCUGUCCAAUGACGAGCUCGAAACACACACUCCCACUCUCACACACUCAUCAGGGCUUCCUGACAAGGUCGCCAACAUCUGCAUCCCCACACACUCAAGGCUGGAAGACGCGUCCAGUUACCACGACGAUCCAAACCGGGUGAAGGGGAAGGACCACAAGCCCUCGCUGAGCUACAUGGUGCCCACGCCAUUACUCCUGGCCAAUGGCGUCAGCUCCCUGCGGCCAAGAACAUCCUCGUCGGCUGCAGACCACAAGCCAGAGCCCCACGCCACUGACACGGGCAUCACCCCUGGCAACAUCACUGCUAACCCAGAGAAAGCCGCUAGCGAUAAACUCAUUACUGAUCCAGCUGAUGUCAUAACUAGGCGACACACUGCUGACCCAGGUGAACUCACUGAUAUACCCACUGCUAAACUCACUUCUGAUGCAUUUGAAACAGCCAUGGGCAAUACGACUGGCUCAACUCACCCGAUCGGUGAUGGACACACUGUGGGUCCUGCUGAAAUGGCUACUAACACAAAUACCAGCGAUCCCGUUAAAUUGAUCACUACUAAUAUAGCGGGUGACCCUGCUAUUGACCUCAAGCCAGCGGAAUCAAACGCCAUGGAGGCUCCUGAGAGUCCUGCCCCCACAGAUACCCCUGAGGGCAUCAGUGAGGAGGGCAUCAGUGAGGAGGGCAUCAGUGAAGGCUCUGGCAAUGCCAGUGUGGCGUCUGUGGAUGAAGCUACUGCCCUGGCAACUCCUGGCAUUGCCCCUGUUGAAGCUGGCAUAGGAUUUCUCCCUCCCCCUAUGGCCUUCAUGGACGAACCUGAAGAGCACAGCAACUGUGAAGUUCCGGGGCACUCUGCCGCAACUCCUGCAGACAUGCCAGCUCCAGAUGCUCCAGCGAAAGACGUUCCUGCUUCUGAUACUGCUUUUCCAGCGUCUGACAUUCCAGCUCCAGAUGCUCCAACGAAAGAUGUUCCUGCUUCUGAUACUGCUUUUCCAGCGUCUGACAUUCCAGCUCCGGUGAUUCCAUCUGCAGAUAUUCCUACCCAGAAUGCUUCCGAUGCUGCUUCCGCAGAUGAUCUUCCUCAGGUUACCUCUGAUGCUGCUCUCCCAGCUGCUAGCACUCCAGACCUCGGCAUUCCACCGCCAGAGAUUCCAGCACCCAAGAAUCCGGCUCCUGAUGUUCCAAAUCCUGUAAUUCCCACUCUAGAUAUUCCAGCUGUCAUUAUUAUUCCAGCCACUGAUAUUCCUGGUUCUGAAGGAGAAGAUCCACAAAACGCAGUUCCCCCUUCCCAGAAGCCACCGAAGGAGAGUGGGCCGGCGAGUGUCGACGCAGCCGCUCAGAGAGGCCCUCUGUCGAACAGCGAGCUGGAGAAGCUCAGGAAGAAGGCCUCCACGAAGAGGGCUCCAGGUGCGGUACCUGUGGUGCAGAUCCGCAAACCAGCGCCCCUCUCCCAGGCGUCCGUGACCUCCGAGGCCCUGCCUGACCCCCCUCAGGAGUACUGUGACCCCAAAAGCCCUCCGGCCGUGGCCCCCAAACCCAAAAAGCUGCCCGCCAACAUCAUCCUGAAGCCACACCGGUCGGUCGACCCGGUGAGUGGUCCGCUCAUCUCCCCCGACCGGGUUCUGAUGGACCCGCAGAAGGUCCGCUUGGAGGCGCUGAGAAAGCUUGGCCUGCCCACCCCCAGCUCUUCCGUUGGCCCCUCCCUCCCUCCAAGGUCACGCAUGUCAAGGUCAACACCUCCAGGUCCCACGUCACCUGGCCCUUACGCCUCGGGUCGUUCCACCCCGGAUCUAAAUGCUCAGCUUCCCCCAACUCAGCCCUCUCUGAGGCAGCCCACUGGACCCAGAGCAGAACCACCCUCUACAUCAGAAGCACCCAGCCCCCAGCAGCCCUCCUCUGCCCCCCACGGCAAGAUGGUAGAGGUGCGCCUGACCCCCCCACCGGUGUUGGCCGCCGGGGUAGUGGAGCCGCACAUGGGGGGCAUUGGGUUGCCCCGGGAGGAAGAGGACGACCAGGACGAGCUGGAGGUGCCCGAUCAUCUCCCACCCAGCCCCCCCGCGACACGUGCACCCUUUAGCGCUGACAAUAAGACUGCACACCGUUACCAUGGCAUCAGUGUACAGAUUAGCCCCCACAGUAAGAACGAAGGGGACCGGCGCGAGGCGCUGAAGAAGCUGGGCCUGCUGAAGGACUAGCGGCCUCACUGGACCAGAACCAUCUCCUAGCAGUAUCCAACCUCACUGGACCAGAACCAUCUCAUAGCAGUAUCCAACCUCACUGGACCAGAACCAUCUCAUAGCAGUAUCCAACCUCACUGGACCAGAACCAUCUCCUAACAGUAUCCAGCCUCACAGAACUAGCAUGAACUUAAACCAGGGUUCUACCACACCGGACCAACAUGAGAUUCACCAGCGUCUAACCACAAUGACACAGUAGCUGGAGAUAUCAGCACACUCAGCCUGGACUGGUAUUUACUAGCAGCGACCCAUACUGACUUAAGAACACGACCCAUACUGGCUUUGGACAACGACCCAUACUGACUUUGGACAAGCUUAAACCCGUGUUUUUUUCCAAAGAACCUGGACUUACACCAGUUGAUAUAAACUGUCAGCCCCAACUAGGACACACCCUCUUGUUUCAGUACCCAGGUCAGAAGGGCUAUCAGCAGUAACCUCCACCCAGGUCAGAAGGGCUAUCAGCAGUAACCUCCACCCAGGUCAGAAGGGCUAUCUGCAGUAACCUCCACCCAGGUCAGAAGGGCUAUCAGCAGUAACCUCCACCCAGGUCAGAAGGGCUAUCAGCAGUAACCUCCACCCAGGUCAGAAGGGCUAUCUGCAGUAGCCAGGUCAGAAGGGCUAUCUGCUGUACCCUCCACCCAGGUCAGAAGGGCUAUCUACAGUAACCUCCACCCAGGUCAGAAGGGCUAUCUGCAGUAGCCAGGUCAGAAGGGCUAUCUGCAGUACCCUCCACCCAGGUCAGAAGGGCUAUCUACAGUACCCAGGUCAGAAGGGCUAUCUGCAGUAGCCUCCACUAGUCUUCCUCGUUGAUGGACCCACUUCAGUACGUAAAGCUCUUAAUGGGGAACGCUAAUGGUACUUACGAGAAAGGGAAAGGGAGUCUGCCAUGUAAUGUCCAGAGUAGUAGUUUGCAGCUGAACGUCUGAACCUCCUGCCUGAAACAUGCUAGGGGUUACUCCGCAGUUAGCAGGAUCAUGGGAUGCUCUGAAAAUGUAUUAAAAUAUAACAUGGACUCUGUGUAAAUAAAUGUAUAAAAAUAAAACAUGGACU